Molecule: messenger RNA, 1460 nt
Organism: Loa loa (African eye worm)
Lineage: Eukaryota; Metazoa; Nematoda; Chromadorea; Rhabditida; Onchocercidae
Exons: 9
Coding region: 37-1074 (345 amino acids)
Biological process (GO): Mo-molybdopterin cofactor biosynthetic process
Cellular component (GO): cytosol
Source: RefSeq, a predicted model, not a curated record
GGUUUUUUGCCUCGACUCUUUUCAGUUGUGCAAAUCAUGAAAGAUUUUAUAAGUUGGUCAAGACGAUGUGAAAUGCAUAAGGAACCGACAGAUAAUGGUGCUUACGUCUUGGGUAUCGCUGGCUGUUCAAACAGUGGUAAAACAACGCUUUCGAAAAUACUGUCCACUGCCCUGAUCAACGAAGGUAUGCGAGCAACUGUGCUUUCUCAGGAUGCAUUCUAUUAUCCGCAAGAACAACUAGAGCGUGUUGUAAGCUGUGCAAAUCCGAAAAUCACAUUUUAUAAUUAUGACACGAUAAAAGCGUUGGACACGAAUAAAUUCCUGUUGAGUUUACAAAAAGCGAUUGUUGAGAACGAUUUUGUAAUUGUUGAAGGGAAUAUGGUAAUGGAAAUCGACAGUUUGCGCCAACUAUUACAUCGAUCUAUUUUUAUUACAUUAAAUUAUAAUUUGUGCAAACGAAGGCGUACAGCUCGUGGAUAUAACCCUGUGGACUUACCUGGGUACAUGGAAGAAAUUGUUUGGCCCACAUACAGGAAUCAUUUAGCUAAUGCUUACAAUCUUGCCCGUAGUUCGUCAGCCAUUGUUUUUGUUGACGGAAAUACUCAAGAAUUUUCCAGUGAAUUUGAAGUGGAAACGUUGCUAUCAAAACUAUCCAAAAACUUAUUGUUGAUUCAAACCGAUGAACUCCAGUUAUCGUAUGCAGCUGAAUUCGUUAAUAAACCAGAAAGUGGAGGUACAUGUAUAUUUUUGGGUACAACAAGGGAUAGCUUUGGUGAUAAAAAGGUUGUCCGGUUAGAAUUUGAGGCAUAUGAUGAAAUGGUUUAUAAAGAGUUAGACAGAUUGUGUAGUGAGUUACGAAAAAGCUACCCUGCAGUUGACAAGAUCGCACUUUUUCAUAAAGUGGGAAAUGUAUUUGUUGGGAAAGCAUCGGUAAUAAUGGCAGUAAGUGCACCUCAUAGACAAGAUGCAUUUCAAGCAACCGAAAGAGGAAUCGAUUAUUUGAAAAGUCGAGUUCCUAUUUGGAAAAAGGAGGUCUAUUCGGAUGGUACUUAUUGCUGGAAAAGAAAUUCUUGAUGAAUACCACUGCUGGGAAUCAGUUUAUCUUAAAACUGUAGAUUAUCGUAAUGCGAUGGACAAUUUGAAUGCCAGUAACGAAAUAUAGAGAAUUUGAGAAAGAUAAGGAAUGAACAAGAGUUACGGAUACUAAGUCUUCAUCCGGAGGAAGAACUUUUGUUUAUAUAUUUUUUGACUUCUUGUUUAUUAAUGUGGAUUUUUGUUUACUCUUUAUUUAGCUCAACUACAUAUCUUUCACAUUUCUUGAUGUGUCUUUAAUUUUUACAUUUUAAGUUUCGGUUUUUUUUUUGUUUUUAUUCUUUGGAAAUAUACUUCCAAUCAAUCAUUUUAACUGGUUUGUUAUUAGCAUUCAUUUAUUGUUUUCACUUAUUUUUUAUCAUCACCAA